Molecule: messenger RNA, 2143 nt
Organism: Megalops cyprinoides (Indo-Pacific tarpon)
Lineage: Eukaryota; Metazoa; Chordata; Actinopteri; Elopiformes; Megalopidae
Gene: usp39
Product: ubiquitin specific peptidase 39
Exons: 13
Coding region: 22-1515 (497 amino acids)
Biological process (GO): protein deubiquitination; mRNA processing; spliceosomal complex assembly
Molecular function (GO): cysteine-type deubiquitinase activity; zinc ion binding
Source: RefSeq, a predicted model, not a curated record
UUAAGUAGCGAGAUAGACAUUAUGGUUUCUGUGAAACGAGACAGAGACAUCGAUGUUGAAGACGACGAUGAGGUGCCAGUGAAGAUUGGCCGUUCUCAAGAUGGAGAAGAUCGCAGAAGCCGCCACUGUCCUUACUUGGACACCAUUAACAGGAGUGUGCUGGAUUUUGAUUUUGAGAAGCUGUGCUCCAUCUCUCUCUCCCACAUAAAUGUUUAUGCAUGCCUCAUCUGUGGCAAAUACUUCCAAGGCAGAGGACUGAAGUCCCAUGCCUACACCCACAGUGUGCAGUUCACCCAUCAUGUCUUCCUGAACUUGCACACUCUCAAGUUCUACUGCCUGCCUGAUAAUUACGAGAUCAUAGACUCCUCACUGGAGGACAUUACGUAUGUGCUGAAGCCCACCUUCACCAGGCAGCACAUCGCCAAUCUGGAUAAGCAGGGAAAGCUGUACCGUGCCUACGACGGCACAACCUAUCUGCCGGGCAUUGUGGGCCUCAACAACAUUAAGGCCAAUGACUAUGCCAACGUGGUGCUGCAGGCUUUGUCAAACGUGCCUCCGUUGCGGAACUACUUUCUCGAGGAGGAAAACUACCGGGGGAUCCGCCGCCCGCCCGGCGACAUCAUGUUCCUGCUGGUGCAGCGCUUCGGGGAGUUGAUGCGCAAGCUGUGGAACCCCCGAAACUUCAAAGCCCACGUGUCGCCGCACGAGAUGCUGCAGGCGGUGGUGCUGUGCAGCAAGAAGAACUUCCAGAUCACCAAGCAGGGGGAUGCUGUUGACUUUCUGUCCUGGUUUCUGAAUGCACUGCAUGGCGCCCUGGGAGGCACCAAGAAGAAGCCUUCAAUCAUUACCAAGGUGUUCCAGGGAUCCAUGCGCAUCUUUUCUAAGAAGCUGCCCCACCCAGAUUUGCCGCCGGAGGAGAAAGAGGCCCUACUCCUGAAGGAGGAGUACCAGGAGGAGAUGUCAGAGUCCACCUUCCUGUACCUGACCCUGGAUCUCCCCACUGCCCCUCUCUACAAGGAUGAGAAGGAGCAGCUCAUCAUCCCCCAAGUCCCCCUCUUCAACAUUCUGGCCAAGUUCAACGGCAUUACAGAGAAGGAGUACAAAACCUACAAAGAGAACUUCCUCAAAAGGUUCCAGCUGACCAAACUGCCGCCCUACCUCAUCUUCUGCAUCAAGAGAUUCACCAAGAACAACUUCUUUGUGGAGAAAAACCCCACCAUUGUCAACUUCCCCAUUACGAACGUGGACCUGCGCGAGUACUUGACAGAAGAGGCACAGGUGUCGGAGAAGAACACCACCUACGACUUGGUGGCCAAUGUGGUGCAUGAUGGGAAGCCGUCAGAGGGCGCUUACAGGAUUCAUGUUCUCCAUCAUGGGACUGGGAAGUGGUAUGAGCUCCAGGACCUGCAGGUGACUGACAUCCUGCCCCAGAUGAUCACGCUGUCAGAGGCAUACAUACAGAUCUGGAAGAGAAGAGAGAGCGGGGAUGAUGUGAAGAACAACACAGGAGCAUGAGUGAGGAGCUGUUUUUUUUUUUUUAAAUGCCAUUGGCCGCUUCCCCUGGCAUGCCCCACCAAAGCGGAGAUAAACGGCCAGCGUUUUCCAGGUCCUGGGGAUCGGACUGAGAUCAGUUCAGAACAACCCACUUUUUCUGGGCAAAUGUUCUUAACUCUGACAGUACUGGAGUUGUCGGCAGUGUGUGUUCUGAGGUCUGUUUUUCACUUCGUCUGGAUGCACUGUAUUUGUCCCUCAGCCCCCUUACUUUAAUUCAAACUGUUUGUAUUUCAGGAAUAGGACUGACCAUUAAAUGUGCUUGAUGUAUGUGAUCCUUUCUUGUGUGACCAGAAUAGUUCUUGCUCUUUAAAGUGUCUGAAUGUCGGGGGCGUUUUUUUUACUCCAUGUUCUCAUAUUUAAUGAGGCUGCCUUCAAACCAUGUAAAUAAAUUUCAGAAAAAAAACAGUCUCUGCAACUUACACUUCAUUUAGUAAAACAAGUUUGUGAUCAUUUAAAAAAAUGGCUUCUGUAGGAUAAAGAUGGACACUGUUUGAACAGGCAGUUCAUAGAACCUAGGUCUAGAACUUGACUGGUAAUUUUGUGUCCAUGGUGUUGAAUGAACGUGCUUGAUUUGUAUAUUGCAUUCUGC